This is a messenger RNA of Mya arenaria, 2861 nucleotides long. RefSeq names its product glutaminase kidney isoform, mitochondrial-like. The coding region runs from base 477 to 2219 and encodes 580 amino acids. The transcript has 16 exons. Gene Ontology annotation, biological process: L-glutamine catabolic process. Lineage: Eukaryota; Metazoa; Mollusca; Bivalvia; Myida; Myidae. Gene Ontology annotation, molecular function: protein binding; glutaminase activity. The record is from RefSeq and is a predicted model, not a curated record.
UCUGCAUGCCGACCUGUUGUCGAAAGCCUGGUAAAUGAUACGGGCAAUAAAACCCGCUGGCACAGCCUGAUUUACGGCUUUUGUCCUUGGGUUAGCUUAAGGAACAUCGAGCUGUGAAAUGUUUAUGGGUUUAAUUAAAUGGCACAAUAAAAACAUAUUAUAUACCUAUUUGAAAGAAACGUAGUACAUAUAAGUACAGUUAAGUAUAGGUUUAAGUGGACUAGUUAGAUCAUUUAACCAACGGUCUGUAGCCGAUUUCUACCAAUAGAAGUGGAUCGUCUCUGCGCAGCGGAUCUUUUUCUCAAAAGAUAAACUUAGAUCAUCAGUUUUUUGACAGUGCGCUUCGUUAUUGCCAAACCUCAUCGGAAUUAUUGUGAAUCCGUACAGUGCUCAUUGCUAAAGACUUUCCUGGGUAUUACGUUGUUAAACCAGCACAUAUCCAGGAGACAUACCAGUGCUGCCAGCAGUAGAGUGCGAUGGAGCCUAACCCGAAGCUAUUGAAGCGACGGCCCUCCAACCUCAAGGAAUGGCAGGAGGGGCUCGAGGAGCUUCUGGCAUCUGGGAUGGAGGACUUCGAGGAGAAACUGUUCUCGUUCCUGUGCGACCACAACCACCUCGUCUCCAUAGACAGGUUUAAGAACCUUUUGGAUGAGACGGGCCUGCGGGAGAUGGACUUCCGGCUGCGCGAGACGAUGCGCAAGUUCCGGGCGGUUCUGGAGCGGCAGCUGACGGACGAGCACGAGCUUCGUGGCCUUGUUGACAAAGAUACAUUCAUCGACUGCGUAUCUGACAACAUCGUGGUGAUCUCAAAGGCGCUCACGAGCCAAUUCGUCAUCCCGGAGUUCAAGACUUUCACCGACAUCAUCGACACCAUCUAUGAAACGUGCAAGGAUAACGACAGCGGACUGCCCGCUCAGUACAUCCCCCAGCUGGCCCGGGUCGACCCCUCACACUGGGGCGUGUCCAUCUGCACCAUCGACGGACAGAGGUACGACCUUGGAGAGACGAGCACGCCUUUCUGUAUGCAGUCGGUGGUCAAACCUCUUAACUACGCACUCACGCUCAACGACCUGUCCUCGGAAGUCGUCCACCAGUACGUGGGCCAGGAACCCAGCGGUCGCUCAUUCAAUGAGCUCACUCUCGACUACCAACAUAAACCGCAUAACCCGAUGAUCAACGCCGGAGCGAUAGUGACGGCCGGGCUCCUCAAGAAAGGCUUGGUGAUCGCUGACCGUUUUGACUAUCCCCCAAAAGAGGGUGAGCCCGAUAUGCGAUAUACAAAACAGGCGAUGGACCAGUUCAAGCGGCUGAGCGGCCAGGAACACAUCGCCUUCAACAACUCAGUGUAUCUGUCGGAGCGAGCCACAGCGGACAGAAACUUCGCUCUUGGCUACUACAUGAGGGAGAACAAGUGCUUCCCUCCUGAGGCGGACCUCGUGGAGACACUCGAGUUCUACUUCCAGCUGUGUUCAGUUGAGAUAACGGCCGAGUCCGGGGCGGUCAUUGCGGCCACGCUGGCUAACGGCGGCAUCUGCCCGACCACAGGGGAUCGUGUGCUCGAUUCUGACGCCGUACGGAACACACUGUCGCUCAUGCACUCCUGUGGCAUGUACGACUACUCCGGACAGUUCGCCUUUAAGGUUGGUCUGCCGGCGAAGUCUGGCGUGGCCGGGGGUGUUAUGUUGGUUGUGCCCAACCUGAUGGGAAUCUUCACUUGGUCUCCGCCUCUCGACCAGUGGGGGAACAGCUCCCGGGGCGUGCAGUUCUGUGAGGAGCUGGUUGGUAACUUCAACUUUCACAACUACGACAACCUGCGCCACACGAGCCGGAAGUACGAUCCCAGGGGCCGCGCCGUAGAGUCUAAGGCCCAGGAUGUCGUCAACCUGCUUUUCAGCGCCUACAACGGUGACGUCACCGCAAUGCGAAGGUACGCAUUGCUGGGCAUGGACAUGUCACUGGCUGACUAUGACGGGCGGACAGCGCUCCAUCUGGCAUCUGCCGAGGGGCACGAGCCAAUUGUACGCUUCCUGCUCGAGAAAUGUAAUGUUAGUUCCUACCUCAGAGACAGAUGGGGGUUCACGCCCUACCAUGACGCGAAGCGGUUCAAACACGAUGCGGUUUCCGAAGUCCUCUUGGAGCACAUGAAGACAACGGCUCCCAAAGACGCCCCAUUCAGUAUCCAGGACAUCGACAAGGGUCUACACAAUAUGCACCUGUAAGCGGUUCAAGACUUUCAAUUUCCGGUUAGCGAGGAUCAUCAUUUCUGACGGAAUCUACACACGCGUGCAAGGGAGGUUGUGGCAUGGACGUUGGGAAUCUCAUACCUACAUAUAAUUAUAUUAUUACAUUUUAUUGGGGUAACAUUAAAUGAGAAACUGCUUUUGAUAAUCUGUAGGGCCAAAAUAUGGUGUAACUAAAGAGUAAGCAAAUGCUUAGCUAAUACAGUUGUUCUUGUAUAACGUAUGAUUACUGUAUGUAUUAUAAUACAUUGCAUUGCUGUUGUUAUAACUUUUCAAUGACAAUGGACACUGUGUGUUGUUGGUGUAAAGGAUGGUCAAAUCUGUUCGACAUGAAGCAAAGACUACGUUCUUUUCACAGCGCUAUUCCCAAAGCAGCUAAACUUACCAAAGAUGUUAUAUGUAGCGAUUGAUAUAAUGUUGACAUACUCAUUAUAAAUAUGUAUAUGUUAAGGUUAUGAGUACACCUGUGUGGCACCAUCUAAUCACUUGUUGUGUUCCUUGUUAGAGCUCCAUGUUUGUUUUUGUACCUGUUAUAAAUUUGUAUAUUCGUUUGCUGUUUAACAUAUGUACUACAAGUUAUGUCAAACUAUACACAAUAUAUCUUAUAUUUUAUAAAUAAAU